AUGGCCAGUAAGCUCGCUUUUUGGCUAAUCUGGACGCUUGCUACAGCUGCCCCAAUCACGUUCGAGUUGAAAGCCGGCUUCAGAGAAUGUUUCUAUCUCUUGACGCCUGACAUUGAUUGUAAGAUAUCGUAUUAUUUCGCUGUUCAACGCGGCGAUGAGAACAAAUUGAGCGUGAAUUACGAGAUAUAUAAGCCUGACAAUCGCGACAAAGCCGCGGUGGUCAGAAAAGGUGAAACUCAGGGUCAAUGGUCGUUUAUAGGUGAACAUAAGGGUGAAUAUGGUCUGUGCUUUUCAAGUGGUGAUGAGGGCAACAAAAUCAUAGACGUCGAAUUCAAAUAUGACGAGAAAUUUACGAGUCGAGACAAAAGGCGAAAGAAACAUUUCCCACAGGGGUUGUUUGGUCAGGAUCCUUUGCACGAGUCUCUGGAAGAUUCUAUCGACGACAUUGAGCGUCAUAUGAGCGUUUUGGAGCGCAAAUUGGACCAUUACAAGGCAAGAAGCAUUAGAAAUCAGCAGACGGUAAUGUCAACUGGAAAGAGAAUUGUAGGUUUUUCUUUGUAUGGCAUUUUGUUGGUCGUUGUAAUGGGAGUAGCUCAAUGUCUUGUGCUCCAGGCGUUCUUUAAUGAAGCACGAAAAUAUGCGGUUUAG
Messenger RNA from Lachancea mirantina, 648 nucleotides. The record is from the annotation of a GenBank genome assembly. Lineage: Eukaryota; Fungi; Ascomycota; Saccharomycetes; Saccharomycetales; Saccharomycetaceae.